UAACUCAUAUAGCAUACAAUAAAUUUUGACUAGAGAUACAAGUUUUAUUUUUUUCAGAAAUUAUUCCAAAAUAAAAAUUAAAAAAUUAUUACCAAGACAAAAUCUUUAACUGAAAAAAUGAACUUAAUUGUUUUAAUAACACUUUCCGUUUUAUAUUCAUGUGGAUCUACAAAGUGGCCAAAAUAUUCAACAACGUGAUAAUGUUGCUUUACAUGUAACAUUAGAUUAUAAUUAUCAGGUUAUGAUCAGAGGUAGUAUUCAAAAUCAACAGUGGAAUGACUGUGAAUUUCAUGGCUCAUCUAUACGCCUUAAUAAAGGAGCAGACUUUCAUUUAGUUAUACUGUGUGAUGUGGAUAACUAUAAGAUAGCAUUUAAUGGUGUCUAUUACGCUACAAGAGCACAUAAAAUGCCUUUCGUAAUAGUAAAAUAUUUAUCAAUAAAUGGUAAUCUUAAAUUGAAUGAAGUUCGUGUUACUGAAUAUUUAUUUCCAUUUGGCAUUGAAGAAAAUUGGCUUGAGAUUAUCGGCUUAGCAGCUCAUAACAAAUACAAUGGUCAAUAUCAACAAUUAUUAAUGUCCCAAAAUAAUCAUAACCAUUAUAGUGGUACAAGUUAUGGAAAUACACCAGUGUUUGGACAAACGGACUACAUUUCUACUGCUGGACACAAUAUGGCUACAACUGGAAAUUCAGUUUACACUCCUACUUCUUCUUCUUCAACUUAUCCACAUUCUACCUACUUUCAUUCUAUCUAUCCUUCUCCUACUUAUUCACAUUCUACCUACACUAAUCCUACUUAUCAACUUUAUCAACCUUCGAUUAAUCCAGUUUAUGGACAUCCAGAUUACCAUCCUUCAUAUCAAUUUAAUAUGCAAGACUAUAGCACUGGACUAACUCAAAAUACACCUCAUCAACAG
This is a messenger RNA of Daktulosphaira vitifoliae (grape phylloxera), 913 nucleotides long. RefSeq lists its product as uncharacterized. Gene Ontology annotation, molecular function: carbohydrate binding. The record is from RefSeq and is a predicted model, not a curated record. NCBI's taxonomy places the organism in Eukaryota, Metazoa, Arthropoda, Insecta, Hemiptera, Phylloxeridae.